AUGACAGAAGUAGUUACAUCACAGUUCAAUCACUGUACAUUUCCUAGUGCUUCUACUAGAAUUCAGGCAUCACGCAAAAAAACUAAAAAUGAUUCUAACAUGAAAGUAGUUACAUCGCAGUUCAAUCACCCUGAACCAACUUUCUAUGAGAAUCCAGAUAUUAUAACCAACUUUCCAUGCAGAGCUUGGAUCAGGAUGAUGCAUCCUUUUAAUCCAAAAUUCUUUGUUCAGAGUUUGGUGGAGCAGUUUAAUGCAACUGUAGGGUUUAAUGCUCUGUUGGAAAUGGAGAAGACAGCGCGAAAGCUGGCUGGUGAGUUUAACGGAUUUGUGAACAAGAAGUAUCUGAUUGUAAUUAAUGACCUAUCCACAAUUGAGGAGUGGGAUCGGGUUAAGAAAUGCUUCCCAAACAACAAGAUGGGUAGCAGAAUCAUAGUGUCCACAAUGCAAGUUGAAGUUGCAAGCUUAUGUGCAGGACAAGAAAGCAUAGUAUCUGAACUAAAGCAAUUGUCUGCUGAUCAGAAUAUUUAUGCUUUCCACAAGAAGGUUUCUCAAGAGACAACAUAUUUAGCUGAAACAGACUCAAGAUCAAACAGAGCCACUACCAGAAAUGAUAAGUCUAUAGUAGCCAUUGGUGAGAUUUUAGAGGAUCAAUCUAAAGUUGUUGAUGGUAAGAAGGUAGUCGGAAAGAGCAUCACUCGCAUCAGGACGAUGGCUGCUGCUUUGGAGGAAUCUCAAAUUGUUGGGCGAGAGAAAGAAAAAGAGGAGAUUGUGAAGUUAGUUACAAGUCAAGUUACAAACCGAUUCCAAGUGGUCUCGGUGUGGGGAAUGGGUGGUCUCGGAAAAACCACUCUAGUCAAAGAUAUCUACCAUAUCAAGCUCAGUGGCAUGUUUGAGAAACGCGCCUGUGUAACAGUCAUGCGCCCUUUCAGUCUUGUGGAGCUCCUUCGAAGCUUAGUUAUGCAACUAGAACCUUCUGAAAAGAAGGACGUUGAGGGUUUGAUGCGCAGCACAAAGAAGAUAUUUUUAUUGAUGCCAGUUGCUGAGUUGAUCGAGGAAUUGGCAAGGAUUUUAGAAAGAAAAAGGUGCUUGGUUGUUCUUGAUGAUGUAUCAUCCACUGUAGAAUGGGACAUGAUAAUACCAUUUUUCCAUGGAAUGGAAAAUUCAAGCCGGAUCAUAGUCACCACAAGGGAAGAGGAUAUUGCUAAACAUUGUUCAGAGCAAAAAGGAAAUAUAUACAUGCUGAAAGGUCUAGAAUACAAGGAUGCGUGCGACCUGUUUGCUAAAAAGGUAUUUAAGAAGACUAUAGAUUUGGAUAAGAAAUACCCUGAGCUGACUACACAAGCAGAACUGAUACUGCAGAAGUGCAGCGGACUCCCCCUUGCAAUAGUCACUAUAGGUGGCUUCUUGGCAAACCAACCAAAAACAGCUUUGGAGUGGAGGAAACUGAAUGAGCAUAUCAGUACCGAGUUGGAGGUGAAUCCUAUGCUUGGGACCAUUAGGACCGUCCUUAUGAGAAGCUAUGAUGGUUUACCCUACCACCUCAAGUCUUGUUUCCUCUAUAUGCCCAUCUUUCGUGAAGACCAAAGGGUUGGGCGGGGACGCUUGGUGCGCCGGUGGAGCGCAGAGGGUUACUCAAGGGAGGUUCGAGGCAAAUCCAUGGAGAAAAUAGCAGAUGGUUACUUCAUGGAACUUAUAAGCAGGAGUAUGAUUUUACCAUCUGAAUGCUCAAUCCACAAUACAAAAGGGAUCAAUUCCUGCCAAGUGCAUGAUCUCAUGCGUGAUAUCGGUAUCUCAAAGUCAAUGGAAGAAAAUCUUGUUUUUACACUGGAGGAAGGUUGCAGCUCAAACAGCCAAGCCACUAUGCGCCACCUUGCUAUAAAUGGCAAUUGGCAAGGAGACCAGGGUGAAUUUGAGAGCAUAGUAGACAUGUCCCGUGUACGAUCAAUGACAGUUUUUGGGGAGUGGAAGUCAUUUUUCAUUUUUGAGAAGAUGAGGCUGCUACGAGUGUUGGACUUGGAAGACACAACAGGUCUACAUGAUCAUCACUUCAAGCAUAUUGGGAAGCUCCUUCACUUAAGAUACCUUUCGCUAAGAGGAUGUGAUUCUAUUUAUCACCUGCCAGAUUCAUUGGGUAACUUGAGAGAACUCGUGACGCUAGAUGUCCGAGGUACGAAAAUAAUCAAGCUGCCCAGGAGUAUCUUCAAUCUCCAGAAGCUAAGCUAUCUUCGUUCUGGUAGGAAAGCGGAUGAUGAGGAUGGCUCAUAUGAAGGCCAUUUUGGUGACAAUCCAAAGUGUCUUGGCAACCGACCAUGCAUUCUGUUUCUCGUGACAGGGAUUGCUUGUUGUUGCAAGAGUGUUGCAAUUCCUGAUGAUGACUCUAACCUUAAUUGCCAUGAUGCAUGCACUGCUCUUUGUUGCUAUUUGGUCCCUUUUAUUGCGAUGCGUCUAGACUUGCAUGGUGUUCUAGUGCAAAGUGGGAUGAGGAAGCUGAAAGCCCUACACACAUUGGGUGUUGUGAACAUCGCACGGCGGGGUAAGGAUGUUCUAAAGGAUAUAAAAGGGCUCAUUCAGUUGCGCAAGUUAGGAGUGACUGGCGUCAGUAAGGAAAACGGACAAGAGUUGUGUUUGGCAAUUGUUGGUCUGAGCCGUCUAGAGUCAUUGUCAAUCCGGUCAGAGGGGGAGCCUGGUUUAUCUGGCUGCUUGGAUGGAGAGUUCUCAUUCCCGGAAAACUUGCAGAGCCUCAAGCUGUAUGGUAACCUGGUCAAACUACCGGAAUGGAUAAAGGGGCUGAGGAAUCUGGUGAAGCUCAAGCUACGGAGCUCUAUGAUAUCAGAGGAUGAUGAAGCUAUACAGGUCCUUGGGGAUCUACCAAACCUGGCGUCCCUGCAUCUGCUGAAGAAGUCGUUCGAGAAGAGUAAUGCUUGUCUCACAUUCCGUCCACACAUGUUCCUGAACCUGGUGGUGCUGGAACUUGAUUCGCUCUUGGACGGCCGGGAGGAUAGAAAUAAGCUGCUAUUUUUGAAGUUUGAACAAGGAGCAACCCCUAAGCUAGAGCUUCUCAAGUUCGUUUGGGCAGGCAUCAAUAGUCGGACACUCUCGGGGCUACCAUCUCUGGCAAGCCUGAAGGAGGUUCUGCUCAAAGGUGCGUACAGUGACAACGAAUUGGCAUACCUGAGGGCCGAGCUCCCAAAAAAUACAAAUCUACCGGUCAUAAAGAGGGUCUAA
Lolium rigidum is the source of this 3225-nucleotide messenger RNA. RefSeq names its product disease resistance protein RPM1-like. The coding region runs from base 1 to 3225 and encodes 1074 amino acids. The record is from RefSeq and is a predicted model, not a curated record. Gene Ontology annotation, molecular function: ADP binding. Gene Ontology annotation, biological process: defense response to other organism. The transcript is spliced from 4 exons. NCBI's taxonomy places the organism in Eukaryota, Viridiplantae, Streptophyta, Magnoliopsida, Poales, Poaceae.